AUGGCCGCCGCCGCUGUCGCCGCCGCCGCCCAUCCUUGGCUGACGGAAGGUGCCUUUGACACCGCCAUCAUCCCCGGCAUAGGCCGCCCUUUUUCGGAAAAGGACUUGGUCCUCUCCUCCGAAAUGCUCCAGGGUUCUCACGCCGGCCACAUCCAGGCCCUGCUCGCCAUCAUCAAGGACCACGGCAUGAGCGGCGUCAAGACGAUCCGCCUCGAGGCCGACGCGACCGGCGUCGGAAGGCAUGAAGUGGACCAGGGCCACACCCAUCGCCGACGAGCUUCUCGCCAGGACAAGAUCCACGCCACCUUGUACAAGGUCGAGGACAAGGCCUUGGUUCCGUUCGAGUUCGCCGCGGGCAACCUUCGCCCCUCAAAAGACUGUGAGAUCCCCCAGCAGUUCGUCCGCGACGUGGCCAAGUACCUCUUCGAGCACGACCUGACCGGCCUCAUCGCCAUCGAGGUUGGCGACUUCACCAGGGCUCCGGGCGAGGGGCCCCAGGCGCACGGAGUCACGAACCCUGUCCCCACGGGCUGGAACGUCCUGGGCCCAGGAUCCGGAGGAACCCGAAGGGCCUGGCCCAGGUGA
Molecule: messenger RNA, 585 nt
Organism: Gaeumannomyces tritici R3-111a-1
Lineage: Eukaryota; Fungi; Ascomycota; Sordariomycetes; Magnaporthales; Magnaporthaceae
Exons: 4
Coding region: 1-585 (194 amino acids)
Source: RefSeq, a predicted model, not a curated record